UGUCAACCCGGCCGUACGCUGGCGCUGACGCUGAGAUAAGUCCAGGGUUCGCUGGCAGAAUUGAGCCGACUGGCACCGCAAAUCCACAUGAACGAUGGCUUCGAGGACCGCUGGUGGAAACGCGGCCUUCCGGAACUUCCAUAAUGACUAUCUGUAUAUUGCCGACCCAAACGAGCGCCGUCGCCUGGCGCUCAAUGAGAUUGACCAGGCGCCUUUCGGAUGGAGCCACGUCCGGAGUAUCGUUGUUACGGGAAUGGGCUUCUUCACAGACUGCUACGACAUCUUCGCGAUUGGCCUCGUAACGAAUAUGCUCGCGGUUGUAUAUUUCCGGAAAAUGGCAAUGCCCGCUGCAGCCGACACUGCUAUCAAAGUCGCGACUGGCGCGGGCAAUGUCGUUGGCCAAAUCACCUUUGGUCUGUUGGCAGAUAUAAUUGGUCGCAAGCGCAUGUAUGGUAUUGAGUUGCUCAUCAUCAUCUGGUCAACACUUGCCAAUGCAUUAUCUUCGCAUUCGGAGGGCCUCUCGAUUGUCGGCGUCAUCAUCUUUUGGAGAGUAGCAAUGGGAGUAGGUAUAGGAGGCGACUACCCCCUAUCGGCCGUGAUCUGCACAGAGUUCGCAUCCACAAAGUGGCGAGGAGCAAUCGUCGGAAGCGUCUUCGCCAUGCAAGGUCUGGGCCAAUUUGGUGCCGCCAUUGUAAGCUUGAUCACUGUCUCAGCGUACCGGAAACAUCUCUCAUCGGCAGCCACUGCGGCGCAAUGCGAUGUGGGAUGCACAAUUGCGCUCGACAAGAUCUGGCGCAUCAUUAUUGGUUUCGCUGCAAUACCGGGUUGCUUGGCACUUUACUACCGCUUGACCAUCCCAGAAACGCCGCGUUAUACGUUUGACAUCAAGCAGGACAUUGUUCAAGCCGGCUCCGAUAUUCGCGCCUUCUUGACCGGGUUCCCGAGAGGUCUGCCAGACGGUAUUGAGCGGGCGAAGGGUAUGCGCGAUAGCAUGCGAGGCCUGGUCGCGCCAAAAGGGUCUUGGCGAGACUUUUGGCGCUACAACUUGCAAUGGAAGCAUGGGAAGGUGCUUCUGGGCACGGCUGGCUCGUGGUUCUUCCUGGACGUCGCCUUCUACGGCGUUACCCUGAACAAUGCAACAUUCUUGUCCGAGAUCGGCUAUGCCCAUGGUAAGAAUCUAUAUCAAGUUUUCAGCAGGGCAGCCGUCGGGAGCCUGAUCAUCGUUUGCGCUGGUGCCAUUCCCGGGUACUGGGUCACGGUUGCCACAGUCGAUACGAUCGGGCGGAAACCAAUUCAGCUGAUGGGCUUCGUGAUGGUGUUCGCAAUGCUGUGCGUGAUGGGAUUCGGCUAUCAUGCGAUCGGGAACGACGGCCUACUUGCGUGCUACAUUAUCGCACAGUUCUUCUUCAACUUUGGACCAAACGCAACGACGUUCAUUGUACCUGGCGAAUGCUUUCCCACGCGCUAUCGCAGUACCUCGCAUGGUAUAUCAGCAGCUGCUGGCAAAGUCGGCUCGAUAGUGGCACAAUGCGUGAUUGGGCCUCUCCGCACCCGUGGAGCGACAAGGAUGAACCCAUCGCCGUGGCUGAACCACGUAAUCCAGAUCUUCGCGCUUCCAAUGCUACUCGGCAUCUUCACUACCUUGUUAAUACCCGAAACGAAACGAAGAACGCUUGAAGACCUUGCAAACGAGCGGCCAAUUUGGCCUGAUCAUGAAGGUAGCAGAGGCGGCUAUUACGAUGCCUCCGCAUCAUCUCCCACCGACUCAAGAAGAAGUACCAGUAAGAAGCAAGAACGGGAUGCGAAUCACCAAGGUGGCAUCAUCUCCAAGCACCUAUGGGUCAAGGGACGCAAGAGCGCCGGAAGCGACAUAGGCUUGGUUGAUGUGGCGAAGAGGGAAGGCGUGAGCGUACACAAUAAUCCUCCGAUGUCCGCGAACGCCGUCCUGGAAGAUGAGUGGAGGCCUCCGCGACCUCCGCCGGCAUUUGCGACGAGUAACAAGAGUUGGUUCGACGACUGAUACGACUUUAAUGCGCAUAUUGUAAAACUAUUGUGAGCGAAAGAUACCCGGACAGCGUGUAAAGAGCAAGAGCGGCGUAUGAAAUGACACGUCAAAGCGGUACGGUAGCGGUCGCAGAGAGAAUGCUGCUGCCC
Molecule: messenger RNA, 2154 nt
Organism: Baudoinia panamericana UAMH 10762
Lineage: Eukaryota; Fungi; Ascomycota; Dothideomycetes; Mycosphaerellales; Teratosphaeriaceae
Exons: 5
Coding region: 95-2020 (641 amino acids)
Biological process (GO): phosphate ion transport; transmembrane transport
Cellular component (GO): membrane
Molecular function (GO): phosphate transmembrane transporter activity
Source: RefSeq, a predicted model, not a curated record